GGCAGCACGUGCAGCCAAAAAGUCUUAUUGAAGCACACGGAAGAAAAUAAGCAAAAUUAACGAGUUGCUGCAAUCUGCCCGCUACUGCGCCAAAAUCAACUUUUUGUCUCAAUUUCUGUUUAAAUCUCCUUUCCACUCUCUAUUCUCCCAAUUAUCUCUGCCAAGUGAAAAGAAUGUCGUGUAGUUCAUAGGAGGGAAGUGGAAUUGUGAAUUGGAGAAUCAGUAGUAAGAGUUUAGGGUUUUUUUUUUUUUAAUUGUAGAUGGCAUCUCCUACAUUUGAAGUGGAGGAUCAGUUGGAUGAGGAUUUUUUUGACAAAUUGGUCAAUGAUGACGAUUUUGAUUUUACGGGAUCCACCCGUAAUCUUGUAGCUGAAGCUACUGAUACCGGAGAAGUGAAAGCUUUUUCUAAUUUGACUAUUAGUGAAACGAGUCCUGGUGGAGUUGAUUCUGGUGGAAAGGAUGUUGAUUUUGGUUUAGAAGCUGAAAAGAGUGGAGAAGAUGGUGGUAGUUUGGCAUUAUUGGAUGCUAAUAAGGAUAAUGUGGCUGCUAAUGAGAGCGGUUCAGUGGUACCUAGUAAUGUGAAGGAGUAUAGUGAAAUGAAGACCGGAGAGGAGGGUGUGUUGGAUACGGCUAACAGUAAGAGUGAUGUAGCUUCCGGUACUGGUGUGAAAGAGGUUCAAUGGAGCACGUUUAACUCUGAUACAAAUGUUCACGGUGGUGGUGGAUUUAGGACAUACUCGGAAACUUUUAAUGAUUUGGGGGAUAAUUCUGAUGACCCUUUUGCUGAAGUGGGGAAUAAGGAUGAUUCGCUGGUGGAAUAUAAUGCAACAGCUAGCGUGUCAGGGAAUUCAGUUUCUGAUUUGGCUUCUUCCAGUCAUCUGCAAAGUAAUGAUGUGCAAUACUAUAGCAUGGGAUCUGAACAAAAUAUAGAUGGGCAAGAUUUAAGCAAUAGUCAGUACUGGGAAAAUCUUUACCCAGGAUGGAGAUAUGACCCUAGUACUGGGCAAUGGUAUCAGGUGGAGGGAUAUGACCUGAAUACAACCAUGAAUUCACAGGAGAGUUUUGGUGUGACACAGUCAGAUAGUGAUGAUCUUAUUUCAAAUAACAAAACGGACGUUCAUUCUUUGCAGCAAAUGACUCAGUCUGUUGUGGGAACUUUAGCUGGGGAUUUUGGGAAUUCAAAUACCUCUAACUGGAAUCAGACUUCACAAGGAAAUGUGGAGUACCCUGCACACAUGGUGUUUGAUCCCCAGUACCCUGGUUGGUACUAUGAUACAAUUGCUCAAGAAUGGAAGAUGAUGGAGUCUUACACUCCAGCUGUAGAUCAGCCAGCAACCGUAGAUUAUGAUCAACAAUACCAGAAUAAGAAUAGUGAAAGCUAUGAGUCUCAAACUUUGGGUAGUCAAGACCUUUUUAUGAAUCAGGGUGAAUCUGCAAGCAACUAUCAUCAGCAAAAUUCAAAUAGUUUCCAAGCUUACUCAGUUUCCAACAUAGGAACAGACAUUUCUUCUGAAAACAAGCAAUUAGGAAACAUUUACAGUCCUUCAGAUAAUGUAGAUAACCAUGCAGAGCAACAAAAUGGAUUUGAACCUUCUAGAUCAGUUGCUCCUUAUAAACAGCAAAGUCAGACUUUUCUUCACGGUGGUGAGAUUUCUAGGUUUCAGAGCUUUAUUCCAGCUUGGGGUUAUUCUCAGUUUAGUAAUCAGACAACCGCUCAGCCAGACCAACAGAUGCAGUUCGGACCUGCUUUCACUGAUGCUCAGCAAUCGGGAAUUCAUCCUCGACAGCCACUUCAAAUUGGUGCUUCAUUUUCUUCUUCACCCAAUGAGGGAAGGUCUUCUGCUGGACGGCCUCCACAUGCUCUAGUUACUUUUGGAUUUGGUGGAAAACUUGUUGUCAUGAUAAACAACAGUUUGUCUCACUCUACCGCGGCAUAUGGAAACCAGGGCUCUGUUGGAGGUGUGGUCAGUGUACUAAAUUUGAUGGAAGUUGUCAUGGACAACAGUAAUGCUUCUAGCUUCGGAUUUGGUGCCCAUGAUUACUUUCGUACAUUAUGCCAGCAAUCUUUACCUGGUCCUUUGGUUGGUGGGAAUAUUGGAAAUAAAGAGUUGUAUAAGUGGAUUGAUGAAAGGAUUGCAAACUGUGAAUCUUCAGGCAUGGGCUAUAGAGGAGAAGUUUUGAUGUUGCUUUUGUCUUUGCUGAAAAUUUCAUGUCAGUACUAUGGAAAACUUAGGUCUCCUUUUGGCACUGACCAAACUUUGAAGGAGAGUGAUUACCCAGAGUUAGCCAUUGCUACGCUUUUAGUUUCUGUGAAAGGGAAGGGAGUGCACUUGAGUGCAUAUGGUGCUGUCAUGCACUGCUUGCAGAAUUUGCCCUCAGAAGCACAGAUGCAGGCUACUGCUCUCGAGGUACAGAGGCUUCUUGUCUCUGGUAGAAAGAAGGAAGCAUUAGAAUUUGCACAAGAAGGUCAACUGUGGGGACCAGCUCUUGUUAUUGCAUCUCAGCUUGGUGAUCAGUUUUAUGGUGAUACAGUUAAGCUAAUGGCACUCAAGCAAUUGAUAGCUGGAUCACCAUUGCGGACAUUAUGCCUACUAGUUGGAGGUCGACCUGCAGAUGUGUUUUCCACAAUUUCCCCCAGUAGCAAUCUCCCUGGUUAUGUAAAUACUCCUAACCAGCCUGGACAGAUUGGAGCUAAUAUGUUGGAUGGAUGGGAGGAGAACUUAGCCAUCAUAACAGCUAACAGAACAAAAGAUGAUGAACUUGUUAUUAUUCAUCUUGGAGAUUGCUUAUGGAAAGAGAGGGGUGAGGCUGCUGCUGCUCACAUAUGCUAUUUAGUUGCAGAAGCCAACUUUGAGCCAUAUUCAGACGGUGCUAGACUUUGUCUUAUUGGUGCUGAUCACUGGAAUUGUCCACGAACGUAUGUUAGUCCUGAGGCUAUUCAGAGGACAGAACUAUAUGAAUACUCAAAGGUGCUUGGAAAUUCUCAGUUUCUCCUCCUACCUUUUCAGCCAUAUAAGCUUAUUUAUGCUUACAUGCUGGCUGAAGUUGGAAAAGUGGCUGAUUCUUUGAAAUACUGUCAAGCCAUUUUGAAGUCUUUGAAAACUGGCCGAACACCUGAAGUAGAGGCUUGGAAACAAUUAGUGUCUUCUCUUGAGGAACGAUUAAGAUUCCACCAGCAGGGUGGCUAUGAUAUGAAUUUGGCUCCAACUAAACUGGUGGGUAAAUUGCUCACCUUCUUUGAUAAUACUGCUCAUCGUGUUGUUGGAGGCCAACCUCCACCUCUUCCUUCAACAUCUUAUAGCAGUGUUCAUCGAAAUGAGUUUUCUCACCAACCAGGGGGCUCAAUGGCAUCUAGCAGUCAACCAACAAUGGUCAUGCAAUCUCUAAAGUCUUCUGCGUCAGUGGAAUCAACAAUGGCCAUGCCAUCAUUGAUACCUUCUGUAUCAAUGGAACCCAUUAGUGAAUGGACUGGUCAGACUGACCUAUCAACCAUGCCUAGUAGAAGCAUCUCUGAGCCAGCCUUUGGUCAAAACGACAGAAAGGUUAAUUCAUCCAAUGAAGUUAAAUCAUCUGGGACACAAGAAAAAGUAGCAGUGUCAAGUGGGUCUUCUCGCUUUGGUCGUUUUGGCUCGCAGCUAUUCCAAAAGACCGUUGGUUUGGUCCUAAGAUCUCGACCAGACCGUCAGGCUAAACUGGGUGAGAAGAACAAAUUUUACUAUGAUGAAAAGCUCAAGAGAUGGGUUGAGGAAGGAGCUGAGCCUCCAGCUGAGGAAGCAGCCUUGCCACCUCCACCCACUAGUACAGCUUUCCAGAAUGGCAUGAAUGAUCUCAGUAUAAAAGAUACACCCCAAAAUGAAAGCACUCACAAAAUUAGUGAAAAUAAAAGCCUCAUCUCUUCUGAAUGGAGCUCAGGAAUUCCACCAAUCCCACCCAGUUCAAACCAGUUUUCUGCUCGUGCACGUAUGGGUGUACGCUCAAGGUAUGUUGACACAUUCAACAAGAGUGGGGGCAGCCCUGUAAGUUUAUUCCAGUCUCCUUCUGUUCCAUCAUCAAAAGCUGUGGCUGGUUCUAGUCCCAAGUUUUUCAUCCCUUCUCCUGUUACCCCCACUGAGGAGAUUGUUCAAAACACUAAGGAAAGCAUGCAAGAAGCAGACUUGACCAAUGAAAGUCCAGCAAUAUCUUUUAAGCAAGAUUUAUCUACACUAUCAUCAUCAUCAUCAAUAUCAGCAUCUGCAUCACUAUCAUCAUCAUCAUCAUCAUCGUCAUCAUCAGCAACCAUGCAACGGUUUCCUAGCAUGGAUAAUAUUGUGCGCAAAAGGGAAGCAGCAGUGUCAGAUGGCAAUUCUCGACGUACUGCAUCCUGGAGUGGAAGCCUGAAUGAUGCUUCCAAUCUUUCUACCACAAAGGAAAUAAAACCUCUUGGAGAAGCCCUAGGUAAACCUUCAUCAAUUUAUGCUGACCCUAAUUCUGGGGAAGACCUUCAUGAAAUCAAGCUUUGAGGUGUGAAGGAAAUGUUCUAAUUCCUCAUUCGGCUGAUCGUUAUGGGUAUACUCCACUCUCAUCGCCUCAUUUUUGCUGUGGGGAAAGAUGAUGGGGGAAUUAGGGAUGGCAUUGAUUGCGGUGUGACACCUUCUUUAUCCUGUUACAUGUGUACUUUAGGCCAAGAAUUGGUCUGAAUGCUCUUGGUUUUGGGACCAUUCCUUAGUUUGAGAAACCCCGACCUGACAUGGGCAUGUAACUGCGUUCGUGUACAGGAAGUGAUUCAUUCAUUAUGCAGACGGCAGAGCCAUGCUAUGCGAUGGAGCAAAGAGGCGCCAAAAAGAGGCUCAUCCGCAUAUAAAUUUGAAGAAGUUGCUACUUGCCAACUGAAAUUGGAAAUACAAUUUAUUUAUUUUGGGUUCAAUAUCUAAAGUCUAAACUACUAGUUGUAGUACCUCAUUUCUUUUCUUUUUGUCAGAUCUGAAAAUAAUUAUAGCAUAAUAAAAUAAUUGGA
Durio zibethinus is the source of this 4993-nucleotide messenger RNA. Its product is annotated as protein transport protein SEC16B homolog. Gene Ontology annotation, biological process: Golgi organization. NCBI's taxonomy places the organism in Eukaryota, Viridiplantae, Streptophyta, Magnoliopsida, Malvales, Malvaceae. The record is from RefSeq and is a predicted model, not a curated record. Gene Ontology annotation, cellular component: ER to Golgi transport vesicle membrane; endoplasmic reticulum exit site.